GGGUCAAUUGGAGUCCGUAUACUUGUGUAUUCGUCAGCGAUAUCAGUUCGCGUAAAUUUUAGUAAUUACGUAAAAGGCGUGCGGGCGUCAUUCCGAAAAACGGUAUCCGCCUCAUUGACGGAUUUUUCAGUAGUCGGUUACAGAGCGAUGCUGAAGCACAAUCGCUCUCCUUUUUUUCGAAUGUCGGAAGUGAAAUAGAUAAUUAUAGACGUACAAUUGAAUUUAUAAUCGAAAAUGCGGUGCGUUGUAACGGUGAUUUUCAUUUAUCUGGGCGCAGUGACGUGUUCGUUCGAUCGGGAGAGAAGCCCUACCGUGAAAACGGAGUUCGGCGAACACCAGGGUCUCUGGACUGAGACGAUCAGGGGACAGAAGGUCGCCGGUUACCUUGGAAUUCCUUACGCCAAGCCGCCGAUAGGGAACCUACGAUUUCAGAAACCAGCCCCAUGGACGAGACAUUGGCGCAAAGUACGAGAAUCCACCCAAUACCGUCCCCCCUGCAUGCCCCUCGAAGGAUUAGAGCGAGGGAGCGAAGAUUGUUUGUACUUGAACAUAUUCACGCAACAAGAGACGCAGGUUAAGAAUCCUACUAAAAAUGACGAAAAACGCGCAGUGCUCGUGUACCUCAUCAGCGACUCGUUCGACCAUAACGAUAAUUCCUUGUAUCAACCCUCUUACAUAUUGGAUCAAGACAUCGUAUUGGUGACCUUGAAUUACCGAAUGGGAAUAUUUGGUUAUUUUACUACUGGUGACGAAGCCGCCCCGGGUAACUACGGGCUCAAAGACGUUCUACUGGGACUCAAAUGGCUGCAGAAAAACGUAGCAGCAUUCGGAGGUGAUCCAAAGUCGGUUACCCUGAUGGGACAGGGCGCCGGGGCCGGCGUCGUCCACCUUCUGGCAUUGUCGAAGAAAUCCGAAGGACUGUUUCACAAGUACAUAACCCAAAGCGGAACAGCCCUGGCACCCUGGACCUACCGUCCGAGAGAAAAGGCGGUCGAAAUGUCCAAGUUUUUGAUAUCUUCGAUGAAAUGCGAGAGGAACACAUCCAAGGAAAUGGUGGCGUGUCUGCGCACCGUACCAGCUUGGAUGAACAAUUACGCCGACGAGAUUGUGAUGAACCCGUGGGACGGAUUCGGUCCGAUAGACGAGCCAGAAUCCGAGGAAGCCGUGAUUAUCGAACAUCCAAAGAUACUGAUGGCGGAAGGAAAGGCUCGCGACAUUCCAUGGUUGACCGGUGUCGUUGCCGACGAGGGCUUCGUCAUGACUCCCCUUUUACACCAGAACUCUUCGAUGUGUCAGUUACUCGCUGAAAACUUUGAGGAAACUGUGUUGGCGAUCGCCAACCACCAGCUCACGGUAACCGACACCCCCGCUUACUUGGAAUCUUUGAGCUCCUUCUAUUUCGACGGCAACAUCACCAACGACUGCGCCGACGGUUUCGUUGAGAUGGCGGGAGACGUGCUGUUCAAUUGGCCGGUAUUCGAGGCUCUCGAGACGCAAGUGAAAAGCAUGAAGUCGAAAGUAUUCUUUUACAAUUUCGCGUACAACGGCACCUUCACAACGACCUUUAAAUUCGACUCGUCCCAACGAUUCGGUGUCAGCCACGGAGAUGAUGUGAAUUACAUUUUUCCAAUACUGAACGAAGUCUUCGAUGACCUUCAACUGAGGAACACGGAGGACGACAUAGCGAUGAUCAACGUGAUGACCGAGAUGUGGGGGAACUUCGUUAAAUCGGGGGCUCCGAGCGCGAGAUUUCUACCAUCGUGGGAGCCUUACAAGAAGGCUCGCCGUUACAUGGUGUUCGGACCGGAGGCCGAGGUUUCCAUGGAGAAGGGCUUUCUCACCGAUAGGAUGAACUUCUGGCGUAAACUGAGCGAAAAAUUGGUCGGAGAGUUGAACGAGGGGACACAUAAAGGUGGAUCGUCGAAAUCGGCGGAUGGUCAAGUCGUCAACCGAUUAUCAGUCCUCUUUGUAUCGUUGGCGGUUCUCUUGAUUUUCAGACGUUGAGGAAAGAAAGAAAAAAAAAAAGAAAAAAAAAAAAACAAAGAGCGAAUUAUAAAGUCGAAACUAACGAGAACACAAAGUUAGAUAGGAUCGUAAAACAGUAAAGAGCUGUAUAUAAAUACGUAUACAUGUAUUCAAGAUUUUUUGUUGUUGUUAUAAUAAAUCAUAUAUGUAUAUUUUGUA
Athalia rosae (coleseed sawfly) is the source of this 2184-nucleotide messenger RNA. Its product is annotated as esterase E4-like. The transcript is spliced from 9 exons. Lineage: Eukaryota; Metazoa; Arthropoda; Insecta; Hymenoptera; Athaliidae. The record is from RefSeq and is a predicted model, not a curated record. The coding region runs from base 235 to 2004 and encodes 589 amino acids.